AUGGAUAUUUUCCAUGAAGAAUUUAAGGAAGAUUUUGGAUUUAAUGUAAAGACUUGUGGAAAUGAUUCAGUUCUCUUACUAUACACCCCUAGGACGUCAGUGGAAUUUGCCCAGAAGCUACAAACCAGUCAAGGAGAUGUUCCAUUGUCAUCGAGAGGGGAGAGCAAUACUUCUGGAGGGACAGGAAUUGACCAGAUGUUUGGCUUGGAUAGUCACAGUAAUGGAAAGAGCAGCCCUGUGAUCGAGAAACACUCCCCAUCCAGCUCUAUCAGCCAAGCAAACAGCUCCUCCAGCAAGAGACCGGAACCUGCUCCUGUACGUCCGUCCCAGGUCUCCCUGAGCCUGGAGGAGAAACAGCGUCUUCAGAAGGAGCAGGAGUUCCAACAGAGAUUGAAGAAUCAGAAGGCGAUCCAGCCUGAAGAUGCCGUGAAGCAACCGUCAAGGUCUACUGCCAAGGAUCUGACGGGGUCACUGAUGGAUUCCAGGAGUAAGGGUCAAGGCCAGGCUGCGGGAGUGGAGAGUGUGGGUAUGGGCACCAGGACAGGUGGAAGUGGCAAUACUGGUUUUCUCUCAAGCGGGAUUAGCAGCAUGAACAGUUCACCUUACUCACCAUCGGGUACUAUGUCUGCAGGGAGUGUCGUUGGGACAGGGGGAAUGGGCCUUUCAAAUUCUUCCUUGCUCUCGCAGCCGGUCGGUAACGUGCCACAGAGGGUUCCUCAAAUGGGCCAACCGUCUCAAACGAAAAAGAACAUUGACAUGUCAGCGUUCGAUUCCCUCCUUGCGCCGUCCCAGUCGCAGAAGUCCAAUAGGACGCUCAAUCAAAUGUCUAUGUCGAAUUCCGCACACCCCGCUAACCCUCCAAUGGGGCAGAACUCUUUCCAGAGACCUCAAGUUGGCAUGGCCCAGGCGACAUUUGGUCAGGGGUCGCAGGGAGGCAUGGGUCAGGGGUCAUUCGGAAAUAUGAAUCAUCAAGGACAGGGUGCCUUCGGACAGCAAGGCAUGAUGGGAAAUUACGGCCGAGGUUCUACGGGCACAGGUCAGAGGUCGUUGCCGAGGUCAAACGUGCAUCAACAAGGAACGGGAAUGGCUGCAAGAUUUGAUCCGUUUGCCAGCACCGGUGCAACGAGUCAACAGAAGCAGAAGGCUGUUGGUGGGGACAACCUACUUGAUUUCCUAGGAUAGCUGCAGUACCGUAAGGGCACUAGUAUUCAACCCGGCAUAAUUCAAAGAUUUUGACAUAUUCCCCAAAAUACUUAGAAAUAUGGAAUCUAUCUUGAUUUCAUACCUUUGUUAUUUCCAGGGUAAUCUGUUGUCGGUAUUUUCUUUUUUCAAUCUGUCGACUAUGCGCGGA
Molecule: messenger RNA, 1351 nt
Organism: Lytechinus variegatus (green sea urchin)
Lineage: Eukaryota; Metazoa; Echinodermata; Echinoidea; Temnopleuroida; Toxopneustidae
Exons: 2
Coding region: 1-1182 (393 amino acids)
Source: RefSeq, a predicted model, not a curated record